This is a messenger RNA of Aspergillus affinis, 1680 nucleotides long. RefSeq lists its product as uncharacterized. The record is from RefSeq and is a predicted model, not a curated record. The coding region runs from base 1 to 1680 and encodes 559 amino acids. The transcript is spliced from 4 exons. NCBI's taxonomy places the organism in Eukaryota, Fungi, Ascomycota, Eurotiomycetes, Eurotiales, Aspergillaceae. Gene Ontology annotation, molecular function: protein binding.
AUGGCUGAGCACGAGCGCUACGCCACAUGGCGUCAAAAAAACAACCACAAAUCCAUAAUCCUUGCUCGUGCUCUUGGAAAUGCGGAAAGAAAUCUAGGGGACUUUGAGCAAGCCGAGGUUUACUUGCGAGAGGCCAUCAAGCCGCUACAAUUUCUGGCUUGCUACACGGCCUAUCUCGGCGGCCUACAAUCGGAUCUUGGUGACUUUCUUUUAGAGCGUGGGCACCCGAAAGCCGCCGAAAGUCAAUUUCUCAACGCAUUGAACAGCUUCCAGAUGAUCCAAUAUGCCAACGAUGCCGCCAUUCAGGGAGUCAAACUCGCUGAAGUCGGCCUAGACCCAUGGUUCUACGCUACGGAAUUGUGCCUUGCGCGACCAUGGCUAGAAGAGGGUCAAGCGGAUGAUGCAGUUCAAAAGCUAUUGUGGAUCGCAGAUAGUGCACCUCAGGUCGGGAUCGGCUCCAUAUGUCGACAUGGAGCUCUUUUCACGCUGGGAAAGCACUAUGUGUCCUCCGAUCCGUCAUCGGCCCAGGAACAUUUAAAAUGUGCGUUUGAUGGGUAUAGGAACAUACUGGCCGCAAAUCAUCCGUUUAUGAUGAAGACUAGUCGGCUAUUGUAUCGUUGUUAUCAACAUCAGCCUGAAUGCGGAUUGGCCGAACGGUUCAAACAAACUGUGAAGGAGCUACUGGACGAGAUCGUCCAGAAGAAAUCUGUGGAAACUAUACUUUCUACGUUGUUUACGGAUGACGAUAACGACCCUCCAGAAGAGAACGAAAUUCAACCGGUGGAAACUGACGAUCAAGGCCUUGAGGAUCAUGACGGUCUUGCAGUUGAUGGUUAUGACUGCGACUCGGAUUUGGAUUUCCAUUCCGAUGACGAGUGCGCCUGUCCCCACGACCAUAAGGGGCAUAAUCAUGAACAUCACCAUGAACACGAACACGAAUAUGAACAAACUCCUAUAACCAAAAAAGAAGAGACUGGUCCUUUUCAAGAAGUGACAUUUCCCUCCGACCCCUUCUUCACGCGUCUGAUCAAUGCCGCCCACCAAAACAAAGAUGGAAUCAUCAUCAACGACAGUGCACAUGGCCUACAACUCACCUACACCCAGUUCCUGCACGAUGUGCAGGUGCUGCGGCUGAAAAUUCAAAAUGCUAUUCCCUCCAGCCAGCUUGAUGCAACUGGUUCGUUCAAAGAGGGUGCUGGCUACGUCGCUGUACUAGCCGAGAUCCAGUACCCAUUUUUUGUGGCGAGCUUGGCGAUUCUCUCAAUGGGAGGUGUUAUUGUCCCAAUGGGACAUGCCCCCGAAGCAGAGCAAGUGCUCGCUAUUGUAGAAGAAUCCAAAGCGGUGGCUUUAGUCUUUGAUCCUACCCAAGCGGACGUGUCAUCAGCCAUAUCGAAAGAGAAUGAAUCUCUAAUCCAACUCCCCAUCGAGAUCAACCAGGCUCAGAAGGAUUCCGAGGAACAUACGCAGUUCCGCUUUAUUACGGCUUCCGCAGGCGGUCUGGCCUUUUCCGCUGAUCGUCCAGCUCUUCUUCUUUACGGUGGUGAUGGGGAACCUAACACGUUGACACGCCAGAGCUUCUACGACCAGGCUACUGGUGGUUCGAAUUCAGCAACGGCGGAAAGGUCGGAUGUAAUGAUGCUGUGUAUUCUUAUUUGUUUGUCUUCUGGGCCGGCGCCAUGA